GCUGAAGAGAAUUGGUCGUUGUGUUUUUGCGCUACUUUGCAGUUCAGUGAAAUUGUGAAUUUUCCAAAGGAAAAAUCAACAUAAAAAUUCCAAUCAAAUUGUGAGUUAAGUAAUAAGAAAUCAUAGAAAACAAAGUUAAUACAGGCUUGUUAAAAUUUAUGACGCGCGCGUCUAGUUAUCGCGUUUACAAAGUGAAAAAAUUAUACACAAAUAAGGAAGUGAAAAUUUAUCACCACCCCCAGUGAAAUAUCGUGAAAAACCGUGCUGCAAGAACGGGCAUUACGCAUAGUGAAAAAUCUUUGCAAGCCAAAAAAAUAUAAAGCAGUAAAAACAGAAAAUUGCGUAAAUACAAAAAAUUAAUUGUAAUUAGUAUUUGUUGCACGCCAAACUCCAAACAUUUAGUAAUUUGUCUGCACUAUUUUAUUGGGCAACAGCAGUAAAAGCGUCAAGACGCCGCCAACAGCGCCAGCCUCACCCCCAGCGGAGCAUACGUGCGUGAUGCGUGACCUCGGCACCAAAAUGGCCGAGCUGAAAUUCGAAGCUCCUUUAGCUAAAUUCGAGGAGACAGAUGAAUGGGGCGGUUGUGACUUCAUUUCAAAUCAGAAUACGAUCAACGAUACGCUCAAUCUGAAUCUAAAAGAUCCAGCUAUGAAGCAGGAGACAAAGAUACGCCUACUCGAGGAGGCUGUACGCGAUGCGCACGUGAGCAAGAAUGGUGUGCUCAUGACGAAUGGCACAAAUUGUGGCGAAAAGUUUGGCGGUGGGGCAGUGAGCCCCAAUUGCAAUUCCUUGCUAGCGGCUGAACUUGGCUUGGAUGUGGGUUUGACGCCAGGCGACGAUGGCUGCGAUAAGCGUUCCACCACUGGUGAUACCGUGGAUAAUUUCGCCGAGACAUUUGGUGGUAGUCUUGAGGAUUUAGUGAAUACAUUUGAUGAAAAGAUCACUAAGUGUUUUGGAAAUUUCGAGGAAAAUGUCGAGGAUUUGGCACCAGUACAAGUGCGCAGCCAAGAGGAGAUUAUGAAUGAAUGCCAAAUGUGGUGGACCAUCACUGGCAAUUUUGGCAACAUUCUUCCCAUCGAUUGGUCGAAAUCAUUUACACGUCAAAUGCAUAUGCCCACAUUAAAUUUGGGCCAAAAUCAGCUUGGUGCUGGCAAUGGUAGCCUAGGCAAUACGCUAGAUGCCAACACACCCGGCGAUGAGUUCACCAGUGAGGAUGAGGCUGUAGCCAAUGAUCUCGAUAUGCAUGCACUGAUAUUAAACGGGCUAAAUGCCGAGCAGGAGGCGCCGAUUAAAACGGUUGAAGAGGUAAUCAAGGAGAUUGAUGACAUCAUGGAUGAGGCUGAGAGCCCAUUGGAUGAGCCAGAAACAUGCGAAUCAGAGGUGAUAGAGAAGGCUAGAGAGGUGUUGGGCGCGCCACUAUAUGCGGAGAAAUUACAAUAUUUAUCGAUAACACAAUUGAAUGAGCUGUAUAUGGAAAUGGAAAUGCUCAUACAAGAACUCAGCGAAACUUUAAUCAACGAGUUGGCGCUACGCGAUGAGCUAGAAUAUGAGAAAGAGCUGAAAAAUUCCUUCAUUUCACUGCUUUUAGCGGUACAGAAUAAGCGACGACAGUAUCAUGUGGAGAAGAAGCGUGGAAAAUUACAAGGUCCGGAGCCAAAGUAUCUGACCACUGUCAUACCCUACCACAUGGAGAAUGGCACACCAAAUAAUCAGUCCUUGCAAGUGCUGAUCAAAAUCCUUAAAGCCAUCAAUGAGGAUAGUCCAACGGUACCCGCGCUGCUCACGGACUACAUACUCAAAGUACUCUGCCCCACAUAAAUGACAUAAGUGCGCACUGCAUUAGCUGGUCGUCGAGUUGUUAGGUGUUUUUAGUACAUUUAGCAGAAAAUUUCAAAAGUAAAGAAAAAGCAUACAAAAAAAUAAACUCACAUACGUUGGAAAAAGAGAAGUUAAUGUAAAUGAACAAUUUAUGUUUAGAAAAGUAUAUUUUUAAUUAAUCCAUACUUUUUUUUAUCUUUUAGUUAUAAUCUUAAGCAAAUGCGUUAAAGAAAUAACAAUUAAUGCAUAAAAUUAGCAGAUUUUAAUUAAAAAACUUAAAAAAAAUGAGUAUAUAUAUAUAUAUAUGUGUAUAGCAUGUAGAACAAUUAUUUUUUGCUGGCAUCAACGAGCGAAAAAAUAUAUCGAAGUGUAUGGCGAAUUUAGUGAUGUUAAGAGAAAAUAAUUUUUUUAUUUAAACCUUACUUUGGAGUGCUGCAAAAAGCAGGUGGCAUGCGUUUUUAGCGAUAAUCGGGAAUUGAAAAAGAAAAAUGGACGUCGGGUUUCUACACGAAAACUGUCAGUAGAAGGCAAACACAUACUUAAGAAAAUGAAAUUCUUUGAAAGACAGCGAUUAUUUAGUAACAAAUUGAAACAAAAUAUUAACAUUCUCACAGUCCCCUACUUCUAAAACGUGAAUGGUGUUCCCUAGCAAGUUAAAAGUAAUAUAAAUAAUAAUUUGAUCUAAACUGCCCUAAAAAAGAAAAUAAAAAAUUGUUGUAAAUUUAUUGUAAAAACGUGGCUUUUUGGUGUUAGUACAUACCUUAUAUUGGAAAAAAUUUUAGUCGAAACACUAAAAAUAAAAUAAUUUAAUUCAAAUAUCAGUUAAAAUAUUCAAUCAAUGUGUUAUUUAUCCAAAAAUCGCAAUUUUUUUUAAAAUAUCAUUUGUAAAAAUUUAAAUCAAAGUUUAUCUAAAACAAAGCAGUGCAGAUUUGAUAAAUUUUAUUUGAAAACAAUAUUAAAUGGGAGUUAUGAUCCACAAAAAGAAUUGAAAGUGCCGAUAUGCUACACUUUCCUUGAAACAAUAAUUUUACAAAUAAACACAAUAAUUAUAGAUAUAAAAAAUUUAAUUUUACAAAAAGCUGGACAAUUUUGUUUAAAUAAAAUGUAUUAAAAAUUAUAUUUUACGAAAACAUCGCAGAUUUGGUCAAUUUUAUUUGUCCAUAAAUUUAAUAAAGGUUACAAUUUGUAAACAUAAUUGAAAAAUUUAAAAAACCUUGUAAAACUAAAUUUGCUAAAAUUAAAAAAAAAAAUUCGUUGGAAGGAAUAAUGAACAAAAAAAAAAAUUAAGAAAAAUGCGGAUUAGGUAUAUUUCGUUAAAACAAAAUGUGGAAACUAUGUUUAAAAAAAUGCUGAUUUGCUAAAUUUUAUUGGAAAAAUAAUUUAAAUCUAGAAGAAAUAAGUACCAAUCUAAAGCGAAAAACACCUUGCGCAAAGAACGAUGCUGCGCAGACGGUAGAGCCCUCUUGCUUCUUAAAAAGUGCGGUCUCAGAUGUUUAAAGCGCAGCCUUGCAAAAGCUGGGCAGUUUAAGAGGAAGUAUUGUGAUGAAUUCACUUCGCCUUCCUCCAAGCAGCUGCGAGAGUGAUGAGGAUUCAGUGUGAUGUUUAGUCUCACCGUGUGAACUUCAGUUUCAAUACGCCCUCCAGAAUUGACAGUUACGGCUUUGUAAGCUUAUGAGAUCGUAGCACAUGUCCCCGUUUUCGACCAACGUUCACUGUGCUGACACGAGUCCCAACUAAACACGAGUAAUCCACAUUUAGUGAAAGGUAUUCCCUUUUUUCGGUGAGACCGAUUCGAGGGCGCCUUUUCUGGCCAGCUCCUCCGUCAUGCAUUGUGUUCUGGCCCUCACAAGUAUAAGUUUGACAGGGAAAUACUCAGACGUGACAGAAAGAGAGAUCAGGCAUUGCGAAUCCAAUGCUUUAAUUACUGCUAGUCAUUAAUUCAUCUCGGUAUUAAAUACAAAACCGUUGAAUUAAAAACGAACAGCAGUGCAAGGACUUUUGACACAUUUGAGGUUCCGUAAUUUGUUGCUUUCAAAUGAACUAAGAAAAUAGAAAUAAUUCAAAAAAUUUUAAAUUGCUCCAAAAAAACGCUAAAAUUCCACUGCUAUUUGACUGCAGCACGCACAUGUAAUCUAAAAGCGCUUCGAUAUUAUAUAUUUGCUCAUUAAUGUAUAUAAAAACAUAUAUAUAUUUUAUGUUAGUCUACGCUACACGUAGCUACAAACAUAAGUAUGUAUAGGUUGCUAGUUAUAAGUAUAUAUUUGUAUGUGAAUAUUUUAUGCAACUGUAAAAGCUUGAUCAGUAACUAAGUACAACACUGAUCACCCUUUUAGUGCCGCAAAAUAUAGCUUACAUCAUGUAUCUAUAGUUUUUUUAAAAAGCUAAAUGUAAUUGAAUGUAAUUUAUUAUUAUUUGUAAUGCUUAUUGGCAGUGUUUGCUUUUCAUGUAAGUCAGUAUGUAUUAAAAAAUAGAAGUAAAAAACAAUUAUUAUACAUACAUAUAAGUGUAUAGCGUAACGUGGAUGUUGAAGCAAAAAAAUGUGCACAGUGUACGGUAAAAAUAGGCAUGCGCUGCGCACUUUUUCUUAAUUAUAAGCUUUUUUAUUACAAGAUUUUAUUGGUUGUUGCUUAGUUGUUCAUCCAUAUACUGCCAAUUUUUAGUCAAAAAACAUUAUAGCGGAGGUUUUGAAAAACGUUUUAGAAUGUGUUUCGCUUUGCAAAAUUGAUUCCAUAUAACUUUAUGGCAUUGAAAUGCGUUUCCAUAAAUAAAGAAAUAAACAUUUUAGACAGUUAGAAAUAUGGCACCGCGUUUAUAAAAAAAUAGCUUUAACUCAGGCUCAAUUUACUAAUUAAAUUUUUGAACUUAAGCUCACUUCGUUAGUUGGAGGUGAGACCUAUUUUAAUUUUUUUCUCAUUUUGUUUAAUUGUUACCUUUUUAAACUCUAAAGAAUUUUACUUAUGGCGUUUUCGUUUCUACAGAAAAUGUUGCCUUUCAUUACCCAGUUCUUAGCGUUUAAAGGGCAAUGAAAAGGUAACAUUUUUCGGUAGAAACGAAAACUCCAUUAAUUUCUUACGGCCGCCGUGGUCGAGUGGUUAGAGGUGCGCGCUUCUACUCGGUAGGUCCAGGCCUCGAUCCCUGGUGCGAGCAAUAUAAAAAAAGUGUUUUUUUUCUAAUAGCGGUCGCCCCUCGGCAGGCAAUUCCAAAUCUCCGAGAGUAUUUCUGC
Messenger RNA from Rhagoletis pomonella (apple maggot), 5041 nucleotides. It is a transcript of the gene Unc-76, whose product is annotated as fasciculation and elongation protein zeta-2. NCBI's taxonomy places the organism in Eukaryota, Metazoa, Arthropoda, Insecta, Diptera, Tephritidae. Bases 499 to 1818 code for a protein of 439 amino acids. Gene Ontology annotation, cellular component: cytoplasm; axon. The transcript is spliced from 5 exons. The record is from RefSeq and is a predicted model, not a curated record.